AACUUGCUCGGUAGAAAUUUUGAUCCGAAAUAAAAUAGAAAAUUAAGCCAGAAGACUACGGAAAUAAGCGAAGAAAAUAUUAGCAAUAUGAAGUGCCAAAUCCCGGAAAUAUCCUGGCACAAUCGUGAUCCGGUUUUGAGCGUGGACAUUCAACCGCGCACGUCCGGCGAUAAGGGUGACUUCUAUCGACUGGCAUCGGGUGGAACCGAUUCGCAUGUUUUGAUUUGGUACAUGACUCAGAGUGCCGAAUGCGGUACGAUAUCGUUGGACGUGGUGGCCGAUUUGACUCGUCACCAGCGGGCCGUAAAUGCCGUACGAUGGUCCCCGAGUGGAGAUUUGCUAGCAUCCGGCGAUGAUGAGAGUGUCAUUUUCAUCUGGAAGCAGAAAGGAGACUCCGAGGUGCUGAAUAUUCUUGAUGCGACCAACGAGCAGGAUAAGGAAACAUGGUUAACGAUGAAGAUCCUCCGCGGUCACAUGGAGGAUGUCUACGAUUUGUCCUGGUCACCGAAUUCUAUGUACCUGAUCAGUGGUUCCGUCGAUAAUACUGCCAUGAUGUGGGACGUUAAUAAGGGCAAGUCGAUGCACAUUUUUUCCGAUCACAAAGGCUUCGUUCAGGGGGUAGCUUGGGAUCCAAAAAAUCAGUACCUGGCCACGUUGAGCACGGAUCGAUACUUUCGGGUGUUUGAUCUGCACACGAAAAAAGUUCUGACCAGGAAUAACAAAUGUGUGCUUCCGGUUCCGAAGGAUUCUCCACUACACGGUAAAACAGUUCGUCUGUACCACGACGAUACGCUGCAAACGUUCUUCCGGAGGUUGAGCUUCAGCCCGGACGGUAAUCUUAUUGUUACUCCUUCCGGGAUUGCGGAGAUCGAGGGAAUAUCGAAACCAUUGAAUACGACCUAUAUCUAUACGAGGAAUUCUUUGAAGCACCCGGCAAUCACUUUGCCAUCACCGGAUCAGUAUACCGUGGCGGUUCGGUUCUGUCCACAGUACUUCAAGUUGCGCCCUCAUCCGGAAAACAAGCCACCGGUUAUCCCACUGCCUUACCGGAUGAUUUUCGCGGUAGCUACAAAAAGUUCCGUCUAUCUGUACGACACCCAACAGAAGUCUCCGUUUGCGUUGAUUUCCAACAUUCACUACACCCGAUUGACAGACCUUUCCUGGUCCGGCGACGGGAAGAUUCUGAUUGUCUCCUCAACGGAUGGAUUUUGUUCGAUGCUAUCCUUUAACGAUGGUGAAUUAGGUGAGAUUCACGUGGUGGAAGCUGAGGACACGGUUGGAGUCGAGAAGGAGAAGACCCCUACGAAGAAAGCUACCACAAACAGAAAGAAGUCGAAGGAUGGCAAAGAUGAGGAAAAAGACAAGGAGAAGGACGCGAAGAAGUUGGAAACUGUGGUGGAAGAACCGAAGAAAGAGGAAAAACCUGCACAACCAAUCGCCUAUAGGAGGAAACCGAAAGAGGAAGCAAAACCUACUAAGAAGGAAGAGAGCAAACCAACUCCGAUAGAAAUACGACGCAAGCCCAGGGAAGAAGAAAAACCUGCUGAUAAGGAAGAGAGCAAACCAACUCCGAUAGAAAUUCGACACAAGCCCAUGGAAGAAGAAAAACCUGCUGAGAAAAAAGAGAGCAAACCAACUCCGAUAGAAAUUCGACGCAAGCCCAGGGAACAAGAGAAACCUUCUGAGAAAGAAGAGAGCAAACCAACUCCGAUAGAAAUUCGACGCAAGCCCAGGGAAGCAGAGAAACCCGCUCAGCCAAUUGCGAUCAAACGAAAACCGAAAGCACCAGAAGACACAAAAAUUGAAGAGAAAGGGCCUAAAGAGGACGAACCUCGCAAACGUCCUCGCUCGGAUAGCUUCGAACAAGACGUUCCCUCGACAGAAGCCAAACCAAUAGCAGUCCGCCGUAUUGUCCUGGAAGGCAGCGAUCCCAAAUCGGGAGUUAUCAUCAAAGAAAUCCCCCCCAAAAACGCAUCCUCGGACGAGAAGAUUGUCCAGCCAGCGAAGGAAAUCAUCAUCGAGACGGAAAAGAUCAUCUGCAGCGACGAAAAAUUCGAUAGUCCCUCGGGGAAGAAUCGAUCCGUCACACCGAUCGCUGUCCGGCGCCAUCCACGCACCCCGGACGUGACUCCGACAUCAGACAGGGAUUCCACUCCGAAAACAGGCUCCAAGAAUGCAGCCACACCGAUUGCGGUUCGUCGACAGCCUCGCAGUUUGAUCAGCGAUAGCAAAUCGACCGAAUCUUCCAGCAGCCGGUCGAAGCCAACGAUAGAGGAGGAUACCGUCGAUACGUGGCCAAUUGAUCAACCGAAACCGGUCGUCAAGGUCGUCAACAAUUGUGCCCUGGGAGAGUGCGAGGAAACCGAGGAUAUUAAACUGGUCAUUUCGGACGACGAGGACCAACCGACGACGAUUGAAGUCAAGGAUAGUGACAACGACGGUGGUGCUGAUAGUGAAUCAGAUAAAGCUAAUGGUAAGGAUAAAGGUCAGUCGACGCCGGUGGCAACGGCGACGACACCGAAGACGCCCCGACGGGUGGAGUUCCGGACGCUGUCGACACCGAAGUCGAAGAAGAAGCUGCUGUAAAGUGAUCUGGCUGCUUCCUAUUUUCUGUGCUAUUGUUUAAGGUUAGUUGCGUAGGGUUGAAAAUAUAAU
Ochlerotatus camptorhynchus is the source of this 2655-nucleotide messenger RNA. It is a transcript of the gene Caf1-105, whose product is annotated as chromatin assembly factor 1, p105 subunit. The coding region runs from base 88 to 2586 and encodes 832 amino acids. The transcript is spliced from 4 exons. Gene Ontology annotation, cellular component: nucleus; CAF-1 complex. NCBI's taxonomy places the organism in Eukaryota, Metazoa, Arthropoda, Insecta, Diptera, Culicidae. Gene Ontology annotation, molecular function: protein binding. Gene Ontology annotation, biological process: nucleosome assembly; DNA replication-dependent chromatin assembly. The record is from RefSeq and is a predicted model, not a curated record.